AUGCAAAACCCAUCUUUGAAACCAUCACUCAUCCCCAAAGUCGGCUACCAGAAAAUUUUGAAAUGCUGCGAAGUUGCGGCAUCGUUCGGCUUCGAGUAUGUCUGGAUCGACACUUGCUGCAUCGAUAAGAAGAACCAUGUCGAGCUAACAGAGGCUAUCAAUUCGAUGUUCAAUUAUUAUCUAGAUGCGCAGGUGUGCUAUGCGUAUCUUGUAGAUGUUCCAAGUGAUGAGGAUCCGGCGGCUCAACGGUCGAAGUUUUGCGCGAGCGAGUGGUUCAAGCGUGGUUGGACGUUGCAGGAACUUAUUGCUCCGGAGAUUGUCGUCUUCUAUGGAAACGAUUGGAAAGAGAUUGGAACGAAGUCGAGUUUAAAGACAGCAAUCUUUCGUGCGACGUCUAUCCCUCAGACGGCUCUUCAGGGGAAUCGAGACCUGAGGGCGGAUUUCAGCAUCGCACAAAAGAUGGCGUGGGCUUCAAGCCGUAGAACUGAGCGAACGGAAGACAUGGCGUAUUGCCUGAUGGGUCUUUUUGGGGUCAAUAUGCCAAUGAUCUAUGGUGAAGGAUGUAUGGCUUUCAAGAGACUACAGCUGGAAAUACUGAAGACCUCUGGCGACCAUUCGAUUCUGGCGUGGAAACAUUGGACUCUAAAUGCCACCGAUAUCUGGCACGAGAGUCAGGCAUUGGCUAAUACUCCUGGAAUGUUUUCAUCUGCCCACAAUAUACUCCGGGGUUCCUCGGCUGACCAGUCAGAGUCUUCGAUGACUAACAUUGGUUUGAAAAUGAAACUUCAUCUGAUUCCCUCAAACGGCACUUUCUUGGCGGUGCUGAACUGUCGAAUGAAAGUAUCACGUCGCUGGAGUCCGGUCGGGAUCUAUCUCAGACGGUUGCCAAACACUCGAACGUAUGUACGUGUCCGGCCGAAUAUGAUUGAACCUGUCAACAUGGAGUUGGUUACCGGAGAGCCCGAGGUAGUAUACAUUCAACAGCCAGAACGCCUCCAUCUCUACCACGGCAGAAGAUGGCCCCUGUCCAGUGAAAUUAUGUUUGUCUUCCAGAGAAGAAUUCAAUCACAGGUCCAUAGUAUUCAGGAAGAGGUUUUCUACGAUGUCCUUGUUGAUCUAGGACCUGAAGACCUCAGUCACAUGAUCGAGGGAGAGGAGGGUUAUUGGAAAAUCGGAAAUCGGCAGCGACCUCCCUGGUUUGAUCGUUGGAAGGGAUUCCUUGAAAGUGGGGAUGAGUUACGUGUUGCUAUCAGACCAGCACUAGUCAACGGACUUACCGCCGAACUUGUUGAAGUUUCUAUAGAUGCUGACUUUGAGCUUGUCAAGAUCUUGGAACUGGAAUUGUUCCCUUGGAGUCGCGAGGACUGGUCAUCAGACGUAUCUUAG
Messenger RNA from Cadophora gregata, 1386 nucleotides. RefSeq lists its product as uncharacterized. Lineage: Eukaryota; Fungi; Ascomycota; Leotiomycetes; Helotiales; Ploettnerulaceae. The transcript has 2 exons. The record is from RefSeq and is a predicted model, not a curated record. Bases 1 to 1386 code for a protein of 461 amino acids.